UAUUCAAAUGAAACGCUUUAAAACGAAGUUAAAUGCUUUGAAUGCUACAAAUGCUUCAAACACUUUAGUUAGUUCAGUUCCUAAAAUGUCCGCUAUGAGCCUCUACUGUUUCUAAUCAAAAGAUGAGAGCGUAGUAUAACUCAAUAUUGAAUCAAACAUAAUUUUGUCUUCAAGUGGUAUAACUCAAAAUAGGAUUGAAUAAAAAAUUUAAUUUUAAUUACUUAAAUAUCCUAAUAGCGGAUUAAAUAAAUUUCUUCGCAAGAUUACACUACUGAAGGAGUGAAUAAACUUAUGAAUACCAUACUUGUGCGCAACAGCUGAUACACUAUAAGUAUUUUCAGUUUUUCAAUUUAUCAUGGCUGGUUCAAUGAUGGAAGUGUGCAAAAUCCUUGGAAUCGACAGGGUAGACAUGAGUGAUAGAAAGAUUGUCAUCGAGGAGCAACAUGGUAGUAAUGCGAACUUCCUGGUGCAGUCUGUCUUAUCAAAUGCGUUGAAAAAAAAGGAGUCUGUUUGUCUUGUUCUCUGUCACAACACUAUCGGCCAUUAUCACAAUAUUGGCGUACGAUUUGGCUACGAUCUUCUAAAGCUAAUUGAGAUGGGCCAGGUUAGAGUCGUCGAUCUUAUGAAGAUAGUGCUCAAUGAUAUUGACAAUACGUGCAAUAACGUUCCCACAAAAGGCAUGAUAAUUCCAAAUGUCACUUGCACGACGUAUCCAGAAAUUGCGGAGAGGCUUGCAGUGCAGAUCAAAGAGAAGUGCGAUGAUGCAGAAAGGCGUAACAGCCCUAUUAUUCUCAUUAUCGAAGAUAUAAAUCAUCUUCUUGAUCUCGGUCUCAGUGUGCGCGAUACUAUAUUCUUCGUGAGAUGUGUAGAGACAUAUAUAAACAUGCGUCCCAAAUCGCUACUUUGUAUCCUCGCGCACACAUACGGAAAGAAGAAUUCUGAGUGUUCAGAUACGGACAUGAUUGUUAACGCGUUAAAAUAUGAGUCGGACCUAUGCGUUACGACCGAGCCACUGAAAACGGGUCACUCCAAUGACGCAUCCGGUAAACUGAUUGUCCACUGGACAGUAAACGCCGUCAGAGCGAUGUACAAUUGGCCGGAGAGAAUGACAUAUCUGUUUAAAUUGCUAGAUUGGCAAGUGAAGAUUUCUACGCCCAGCGCAAUGUCGUAAGGUGGUUUAAUAUUUGUUUUUUCUAUGUGAAUUUUUAUAUAACGUUUAUACAUAUAUAAAAAAAUACAAAAUUAUAUAUGCCAGCUGUAUUUCAUAUUGCAAUUAAUUAAGCAUUGAGAACAUAUUGUUGUUCCUUUUCUUCUUCUACGUUAAUUUAUAACGCACAUUUUACUUUCCGAUUUUGUUCGCGAAAAAAUAAAUGAUUACUGUUGUUAUAUUAUGAAAAACAUGAGACGUUACUUAUGCGAUUAACUUUAGGCACAUUUCACGUCGCUAUAUUCAGUUUUUAUCAUUGCGAUUUAUUACGCGUGUACCGCUAACGUAUGCUUGCUUGUCAAAGAAUAUUCUUCGCUUAUCGUAUAAAUGGGUAAAAAGCAGAGCAUCUACGAAAAGCCUGGUAGUUUGGAGUAUUACAAAUUCAGCGCGGAAGAGUACGCGCUGAUUAAAAAUGUAUGGUCGGGUAUUGAAGUCAAUCCUCAAUUUCACGGCAACGCGUAUCUCAGAAGCUUCUGCGAGAUGUAUCCACAAUACGUGAAAUUUUUCACGUUGGAGCCUACGUUGCCGGUGAACUUCGACGCGCGUACCACAGCAAAGUUUUCGAUAAUCAUGGAAAGUCUGGGUCACCUCCUAUUGGAUUUUAAUAAGAAGCCCAAACGAUUAGAUCGAUUUGUCGGUUACAUAGCUAUGGUACAUAAGGACAUGCGAUUAGAGGAACAAGAUAUGCGUGUACGUCUUGCACAGAAUUUACUAGCUUUUUUUUAACAGAUAAUUUAAGUGGACUAGCCAUAAGUUUCUCCCUUAGAGUUUCGAUGACAGAUCAAUUGCUGCUCGCCGUUCAUAUAUUUUUGUUUUGUUAAACUUUUCGUUUAGAACGUUGUGGUGUGGUUAUUAGAAUACCUGUUAAAGACGUAUCCAACGCAGAUGACUGCGCAGUGCCAGGAAGCAAUAUCCAAGUUUAUGGAUAGUAUGAUAAAGGAGCUCUCCAUAAAGAUGGAAAUCUUCCGCGGUUACGACGUCGCAAAACCGGACGUAACGAUACAAAUCAAAUCGGUAAAAGACACGCAAUUUCUUUUCGCGACGAUAAACGUUAUAUAUAAAACUGUACAUCGCUACUUCUAGUUGAGAAAUCAGCAAGAUAAUUAUUAUAUAAAUUCUAUCAUAAUAUUUUACAUCGGGGAGUAACGCCUUUUCAAAAAUAUUUAGCUGUUAAAAGAUCCGUCCGCAUUUUCUUUCUCUCUUUUACCUCGAUAAUUGUACAGAAUAAAGUCAAAUAUUUCUUUUC
Ooceraea biroi (clonal raider ant) is the source of this 2453-nucleotide messenger RNA. RefSeq names its product Elongator complex protein 6 (gene Elp6). Gene Ontology annotation, cellular component: elongator holoenzyme complex. Gene Ontology annotation, biological process: tRNA wobble uridine modification. The record is from RefSeq and is a predicted model, not a curated record. Gene Ontology annotation, molecular function: oxygen binding; heme binding. NCBI's taxonomy places the organism in Eukaryota, Metazoa, Arthropoda, Insecta, Hymenoptera, Formicidae.